Molecule: messenger RNA, 4368 nt
Organism: Amblyraja radiata (thorny skate)
Lineage: Eukaryota; Metazoa; Chordata; Chondrichthyes; Rajiformes; Rajidae
Product: SRSF protein kinase 2
Exons: 18
Coding region: 254-2425 (723 amino acids)
Biological process (GO): intracellular signal transduction; peptidyl-serine phosphorylation; regulation of mRNA processing
Cellular component (GO): cytoplasm; nucleus
Molecular function (GO): protein serine/threonine kinase activity; ATP binding
Source: RefSeq, a predicted model, not a curated record
UUUGAUGCUGGCCUUUCAUUGAGAUGCUUUCCGUGCAUGGCCUGUGACGUCGCUUGUGUAUGGGUCAACCGCGUUUCCUUGCGCUCGAGCGCCUGGGAGUUGACGGUUGCGCCUGCGCGCGGCUCAGCGAGGACAAUCCCGGCUGGAAAAAUGAGUUCCAGGAAAGUCCUUGCCAUUCAAGCUCGAAAGAGGAGGCCGAAAGGAAAGAAAGAAAAGGCUCAUAAAAAAAACCAAGCAGAAGAUUGAGCUGCUGAUGUCAGUUAACUCUGGGAAGUCGUCCUCUUCAGAAAGGCCUGAAGCUCACCACAAAGCUGCAGCAGCUGCUGCUCCUCCUCCACCACCGCCUCUACCAGAGCCUGUUCCUCCAGAGCAAGAGGAGGAAAUCCUGGGAUCUGAUGAUGAAGAGCAGGAAGACCCUGCUGAUUAUUGUAAAGGUGGCUAUCAUGCUGUGAAAAUUGGUGAUUUAUUCAAUGCACGAUACCAUGUAAUUAGAAAGCUGGGAUGGGGACAUUUCUCUACAGUGUGGCUGUGUUGGGACAUUCACGGAAAAAGAUUUGUUGCCAUGAAAGUGGUAAAGAGUGCUCAGCACUACACAGAAACGGCUCUGGAUGAAAUUAAGUUACUUAAGUGUGUACGAGAAAGUGAUCCCAAUGAUCCAAAUAAAGAUAUGGUGGUACAAUUAAUUGAUGAUUUCAAACUUUCAGGCAUGAAUGGAAUACAUGUCUGCAUGGUAUUUGAAGUGCUGGGUCAUCACCUUUUGAAAUGGAUCAUCAAAUCCAAUUACCAGGGCCUUCCUAUUCUUUGUGUGAAAAGUAUUAUUCAGCAGGUCCUGCAGGGUUUGGAUUAUCUACACAGUAAAUGCAAGAUUAUCCAUACAGAUAUAAAACCAGAAAAUAUAUUAAUGUGUGUAGAUGAAUCUUAUAUUCGUCGCAUGGCUGUGGAAGCAACAGAAUGGCAAAAGGCAGGUGCUCCACCACCCUCCGGCUCAGCAGGGAUAAAGGUUCCGAAUGUCUACCCUAUUUCUGCCAGCAGUCUGUCAACUUCCAGCAUUCCAGAGAAAACGGUCCAGACUGUCCAAUUUCACCUUGUAGCAAAUACCCUUCAAUCCAGGCAGCAUUCUGUGAGUACCGCCCCACAGCAGAAACCGGGAGGAAAGAUAUCUAAAAACAAAAAGAAGAAGCUGAAAAAAAAGCAAAAGAGGCAGGCAGAGCUUCUAGAGAAACGUAUGCAAGAGAUAGAAGAGCUGGAGAGAGAGGCAGAGAAGAAGAAGAUAGAAAACAUUUUAACAACUUGUUCACCAAAUGACCAGGAAGGCGAGAAGGUAGUUGAGCUGAAGGAAGCGGUGAUAGAUCCUGAAGUAGACGUGCAGCAACAUAAUGAAUGCAAUGAAGUUGAUGACCAGGACGAAAAAGAAGAUACAGAAAAAGAAAAUGUGGGAAAAGAUGAUGUAGAAAACGUGGUCACUAGGACAGAGCCGAAAUGUGAUGAAUCACUGAAAACAAAUGGGCACAUUGAAAAUGGUCCAUUUUUACUUGACCAGUUUUGUGAUGAGGAAGAAGAUGAUGAUGAUGAGGAGGAGGAGGAUGAGGAUGAGUGUCCCAACGCAGAAGGUAAUCCAGUUGAUGGACCAAAUGUUGCAAAUUUGAUUUACAAUAAUCUUUAUGGACAGUUUAACGGAGAUUUACCAAAUGGACAGAAUAAGAGUCCGGAGUCACAAUUCUCGGAAAUGUCUGAAUCUGAAUUUUCCAAGCUUUUAGAAUCUGCAGCUGGAUCAGAUGGGUCGACAGUGACUGAGCAUGAAGACAGUAGUCCAUCACAAGACAGAAGUAGAACUGUAUCUGCAUCCAGUACGGGAGACGUGCCAAAAUUAAAAAUCCGUGCAGCAGAUUUAUUGGUGAAUCCACUUGAUCCGAGAAAUGCAGAGAAAAUUAGAGUUAAAAUAGCAGACCUGGGAAAUGCUUGCUGGGUUCACAAGCAUUUCACAGAAGAUAUCCAGACGAGACAGUAUCGAUCAAUAGAAGUUCUAAUUGGUGCUGGGUACAGUACGCCUGCUGAUGUGUGGAGUACAGCUUGUAUGGCCUUUGAACUUGCAACCGGAGAUUACUUAUUUGAACCUCAUUCUGGUGAAGACUACUCCAGGGAUGAAGAUCACAUAGCUUUGAUCAUUGAACUGCUGGGGAAAAUCCCUCGAAAGUUCGCAAUGUCUGGAAAAUAUUCCAAGGAGUUUUUCACCAAAAAAGGAGAACUACGACACAUUACAAAACUUAAACCCUGGAGCCUGUUUGACGUACUUAUUGAGAAAUAUGGAUGGCCUCAUGAAGAAGCUGUGCAGUUCACUGACUUCUUGCUGCCCAUGUUAGAAAUGGUUCCUGAGAAACGAGCUUCUGCAGCGGAAUGCCUCAGACACCCCUGGCUUAGCUCUUAGCAGCAUUCACCAACUUUCUUCAUAGAGCUAACGAUGUUUAUCACGGACCCAGCAAAGUGGCAAACUCUCAAACAUCAGGGGUAUAAAUCCAAGCCUCCAAGAAUAGGCUAUUUUUCACUCGAGUAUGGUUAAUGUUUGAACUUUUGCUUUUCUGCACUGUGUCUUUGGGAAAAGUAGUUUUUGUCUUUAGCAAGAGGUAGCUGACUCUGCUAAAAACACCUAACAUGUUUUGAUGCUUUGUUUCUAGUAUCGCCUGACCAUCUCAUGUUAAAUUUCCUAUCUGAAGGUGAUAAGAAUCUUUUUCAUGCGUUUGGAUAUUUUUUGUACUUAUUUAUGAAAAUUGUUUUAGCUGAUGAGUAUUAAUAUUGAAAGAUAACUGAGAUGCUACUACUAUGUAAGGUAAGGAAGUAGCCGAGAUAUUGCAGAGCUGUACAAUUGUAGCCAAUAGGAAAGAAGCAUUAUUCUUGUAAAAUCUGUAGAUUUUCUUGUAAAAUAGCUUUCCAUAUAACACAGAAAUGGGACAACCUAUAAUAUUUUCAUGAAUGCCAUGUGCUACGAGAAUGCAUGUUUUGAAGCUUAUUUACGUACAAAUGAGGCUGUAUAAAUUUUACAUUUGUUGGCUCAGUUAAAUAUUGUGUUGCUGGAUAUUACGUGUUCAUUAAUGCCUUGUAAGUCAUUUUGCAGUCCAACCAGACUUUCAAAAAGUCCGAUUUUAGUCCUUCAAAGGAGACUCAGCUGCAAACCUGCAUUGUAAUCACUGCAAUUGUCCCCUAAUUGUCUAUCGUUAUUUAAGAAUUCCAUAAGAACGUGUCCUUCAAAGUUUUAAAUUAUUAUUUUUUUUACUGUGCUUCAGCAUUGUCAGGUAUAUUGUCCAAGCAAAAGGUUUGUGAUCUCCUGUACUAAAGCUGCAAAAGGAACAAAAAGGAAAACAUUUUUCCAUGUGCAGAUUUAAUAUUUUGUCACAAAAAAAUUAUAUGUUAAAAUGUUUUGCUGUCAGUACAGAAAUGAUACUAAUUGAUGUGAAAAUAAAAGUGACCGUGUCAAAACUUGUUUAAAAUAACUUGCUGUAUAGCAAACCCUUCAGAUUUGCAUGAAAAUAAAGUUGAUCUUGGGUCUGUUUAAAGCUUUGCUCUCUCAGCAUCAGACAGUGGCACAACAAAUUGCACUGGUCUUUGUAGCUUUUUCAGGGAUUAACAAUGUAAAUAGGGAUUUUUUUUAAAAAGCAUUGAAUUCUUCAGAUGCUAGUUUAAGUAUUUGAGUUGCUGUGUGUAAUGAAAAAUUUAUUAGAUAGCAAAUAUUGUGGUCAAGUGCAAUUCUGGCAUGUUAUAUCUCAUCAGUAGUGAGACUUUCUACCUGUCAGGUCCAAGUGUGCACUAACCUCUAAACAGUGAAUUAUGUGAAAGUGAACUGACUAGUUUUAUUCCAAUUGUCCACUUUAAUUAUGGUGCCACUAUUUCUAAUUCUACCAGUUACUGGUUUAUCCAUCUGCCUUUGCAAUAACUAGAUUGUGGAUAAAUAAUUCUGGUAUUGUAAUAGUAGCAAUUGUUUGAGGUGCUUGUGACUGUCUAAUUAAACUAUUUUGUUUCCAAGUCGUGUUGCUCAUUGGAAUGGCAAGAUAAUUUUACGAUAAUUAUUUAGUUGCAGAUAGAAUGCUGUAUUAUUGUGGAAUAAUAUUUAAAUGCACAAUGUAUGCAGAUUUGUUGGCAUUCAAACUAUAAUGCUUUUAUUGCUCUGACUUUAAGCAACUGCCUUAUUAUCCACCAGGGAAGAAAAACAUUUUGGAGUAAGUCUUAUGCUCUUUUUUGACUUUCCGCUCCCUUUGUGUUUCUCCUUUAUUCUUGUCAUCAGCAUAGGAUCUUUGCUAACUCUUUACACUUUGUAAUAUGGCAUUUCUUAGCUCUCUUGGUUGAGAAAGCAGUCGUUGUUUGGUUCACCCACUGUUG